GCCAGCGCAACAGCUUUUGUAUUGGCCUCCCUGUUCUGUAGCCAAACUGUUUGCUGAACGCCUGAACUCCAUAAGCUCCAAUGGAUACGAACCCUUCAGCUUCUCCUGCGGGCACGUUUUUCCUCUUUGAUGAAAAACCUCAAUCGGGUUUAGGCUUAGGAUUUCUUGAUUCCCCUGAAAACCCUACCCUUCCUCCACCUCCAUGCCUAGAAGUCCUUCCCUCACAGUAUGUAAAUCAGGCUUCAUCAAAUGCGGACCUUACCGUUGAGCCAGUGAAUGUGGAUGGACAUACUUUGCUCAAGGGAAGAGUUAGUACAAAGGAGGUUUUCGGGUUGUCCAAUUCGGAUUUAGUCCCGGGGAAAUACGAAGGAGGGCUCAAACUCUGGGAAGGUUCACUAGAUCUAAUUAAAACUCUCAACUCCGAAAUGAAAGAGAAAAAGCUGUCAUUCACUGGAAAGAGAGUUUUAGAGCUUGGCUGUGGUCAUGGACUUCCUGGGAUAUUUGCAUUCUCUCAGGGUGCUGCUGCUGUGCACUUUCAGGAUUUUAAUGCUGAAGUCCUGCAGUGCCUCACCAUUCCAAAUGUAAAUGCCAAUACUCAGCAGAUAUCAGUAUCCUCCACAGAAAAAUGCAAUUCUGAGGCCGAACUGCGUUACUUUGCAGGGGACUGGAGUGAAGUUCAUCGCAUUCUUCCCCAAAUACUUUCUGAUGAAAAUGGUAUAAACGAAUGUCAAACUGUGAACACUGCUGGUUAUGAUAUAGUUCUCAUGGCUGAAACAGUGUAUUCAAUUUCUGCACUCCCCAGUCUCUAUAAACUUAUUAAAAAGUGCAUAUGUAGUCCUCAUGGAGUUGUCUAUGUAGCUGCUAAAAAGCAUUACUUUGGAGUUGGUGGAGGAUCAAGACGAUUUAUUUCCAUGGUGGAGAAAGAUGGUGUUUUUGCAGCUGUUCUCGUGGCUGAGUUUGCAGAUGGUUCCUCUAAUGUCCGAGAGGUGUGGAAACUUCAUUUCAGGUAGAAGGUGACCGUGAAUUUUAGUUGUUAGUCGAAUGUUGAAGAGAAAUAUACCUAAUUUGGCAUUUUAUUCCAGAGAUGGAAGAAUGAAGUCAGUGUUUUUCCUUUUCUCAAAUUAUCACAUCAUUUCUAUUACUAGUAUGUGCACUAAUAUUCACUUCAUAUUUUCAGACCUAAAAUGUCUUAUUUUGCUGUUUUGUUC
Molecule: messenger RNA, 1208 nt
Organism: Ipomoea triloba (trilobed morning glory)
Lineage: Eukaryota; Viridiplantae; Streptophyta; Magnoliopsida; Solanales; Convolvulaceae
Product: histidine protein methyltransferase 1 homolog
Exons: 8
Coding region: 81-1010 (309 amino acids)
Source: RefSeq, a predicted model, not a curated record